GUGUGUAGUGACGUCACAGUCAACUCACCUACUUUUUAUACUUCCAUCCGAUUUAUUAAAUAGAAAUUGUGUUUAAAAAUAACUGCUAUCUAUGAUUUUCUAAUAAUGAUCUGGUGCUUUAUUUCGUGCACGGUUUCUUCCCCUGUAGCGCCGGGGCCCGUUCUUCCUUUCCCUCCUUUUAUGAUAUCCUUCCUGGUCUUAAGGAGGUGUCCGGUCAAAAUUUUAACCUUUUGGGCUCCCCUAUUUUCGCAGAAGCGGUCCCGGAGGCCUUCGAGGUUAGAAGACAGCUUCUCUUGAUGGCAAGGGAGAGAUUAGAGAAACUGUCAGCGCAUGUUGCUCUCGUGCUGUUGCGGGUCUGCUUUGCUGUUCCCAAGCUCAUGUACUUUUUGCGCACAGUACCGACUUGGCUUCACCCUGUGCAAAUGGACUCCUUUGACUGUGAUUUGAGGGAGUUUGUUGAGUCCUUGCUUAAUGUGGCUCUAAAUCCAGAACAAUGGGACCUGGCAUCCUUGCCCAUUCGGAGUGGUGGUCUGGGGGUGCGGCGCGUGCGGGAUGUGAGUCUACCGGCAUUCUUGGCAUCGGCGAGUGGGGUCGUGGAUCUUGUUACUCGAAUUUUAUCUCCUAAUGGUAACAGGGUAUCCAUACCUUACGCUGCUGAUGCUUUGGCGGCUUGGAUGGCUCUCAAUCCGAACGCGCCCCGACCCGAGAAGCCGGACGUACAACGGCUAUGGGACGAUGUUGGAGUCAAGAGGAUUGUCGAGGGUCUGAUAGAGAACGCAGUGGGGGCGGAUAGGGCGAGGCUGCUGGCGGGGUCCGCACCAGAAUCGGGGGCGUGGUUGCAAGCGCUUCCAUCUCCGCAUUUGGGCACCCUCCUUGACAACGAUUCGAUGCGGGUGGCGGUGGCUCUUCGCCUGGGCUGCGAUGUGUGUGUUCCUCACCUAUGCAUCUGCGGUACUAUGGUGGAGAGCAACGGCCACCACGCUUUGAGUUGUGGUCGAUGUGCAGGGAGAUUCCCACGCCAUCACGCUCUUAACGAUCUGGUCCGGAGGGCGCUUGUUUCCGCGAAUGUUCCAUGCAUGCUUGAGCCCCCAGGCCUUAGCCGGUCGGAUGGUAAGAGGCCUGACGGUUUGACGCUGGUGCCUUGGCAGAGAGGAAAGUGCUUGCUUUGGGACGCUACAUGCGUCAGCACUUUUGCUGCAUCGCACAUUGGCCGCACCGUGAGGGCAGCAGGGGCAGCUGCUGAGGUGGCGGCGCUGAGAAAACGGGAGAAGUACGCGGAAUUGGACGGCUAUUUGUUUGUGCCUCUGGCGGUCGAAACGGCUGGUUGUUGGUGCUCAGAGGCUAGAGAGUUUUUUAAGGAGGUUGGGAACCGUUUGCGAGAUAGAGGCCUGGAUCCCCGCUCCGGGUCAUUCCUGGUGCAGAGGUUGUCCAUCGCGAUUCAGCGCGGUAAUGCGGCGAGCGUUUUGGGCACCUUUGCGCCGGGGAUGACGCGGGGUGGGAUAUUUGACUGACUCAGUAGUCAGUCAGUCAGUACUGCUUUGUUUUUGACUUGUGUUUCUUUUUGGUGUUAUGUAACUUGUGUAAAU
Messenger RNA from Cydia splendana, 1586 nucleotides. RefSeq lists its product as uncharacterized. Bases 297 to 1511 code for a protein of 404 amino acids. The transcript has 2 exons. The record is from RefSeq and is a predicted model, not a curated record. Lineage: Eukaryota; Metazoa; Arthropoda; Insecta; Lepidoptera; Tortricidae.